Molecule: messenger RNA, 5971 nt
Organism: Rattus norvegicus (Norway rat)
Lineage: Eukaryota; Metazoa; Chordata; Mammalia; Rodentia; Muridae
Source: RefSeq, a predicted model, not a curated record
GCUAUGGAUCUUCCUCAGAAGAACAUGAAGUUGCUUCUGUGGAACUGGUUAUCUGCCAUGGCCUCAGCAAUCCAUAAUCCAUGCAUGGAGAGGAUUCCCCAUGGUCAGAAGUCAACUUGCACAUCUAGUUAAGAUCCAAGGGACCCCACAUCAUAUUUGUCUCAGAUCCAGAGUGGGCAGCAACAUCUAAAUAAGAUAUACAAAACUCAAGCAAGGUGAAACCAGGUAUUUUCACAAAGAAACACAACAGUGGAUGGUCAUCCCAGAUGCCUAGUUAUCAACAUGAGAGCAAACAUGAACAACCAAGACGAUUUGUAUAUUUCAGAAGCCAGCAACUUUAUUGGAAUAGACUCUGAAAAAAAAAAUCUCAGAGAGCAAAGCCCGUGGGAGAGAGACCUCACCGCCUGGUCAGGUGGGCACUCCUGAGGCUGCAGAGCGGAGGAGACCACCAACACUGCCCACCCCUGCCCACAGAGGAAACUGCAUAAGGCCUCUGGGUUCCGUAGGGGAGGGCCCAGGAGUGGCAGGACCCCUGUGCCUGAGACACCUCCGGAACCUGAAGGAAACAGACUGGAUAAACAGUUCUCUGCACCCAAAUCCCGUGGGAGGGAGAGCUAAACCUUCAGAGAGGCAGACACGCCUGGGAAACCAGAAGAGACUGCACUCUGCGCACAUCCAGACGCCAGAGGAAAACACCAAACGCCAUCUGGAACCCUGGUGCACGGAGGCUCCCGGAAAGAGCGGCGCAGAUCUUCCCGGUUGCUGCCGCCGCGGAGAGGACUUAGGCAGUACCCCACGAGCAAACUUGAACCUCCGGACCACAGUUAGGACCAACUUUUCUGCUGCAAGUGACCUGCCUGGUGAACUCCAGACACAGGCCCACAGGAACAGCUGAAGACCUGUAGAUAGGAAAAACUACAUGCCCGAAAGCAGAGCACUCUGUCCCCAUAACUGGCUGAAAGAAAACAGGAAAACAGGUCUACAGCACUUCUGACACACAGGCUUAUAGGACAGUCUAGCCACUGUCAGAAAUAGCAGAACAAAGUAACACUAGAGAUAAUCUGAUGGCGAGAGGCAAGCGCAGGAACCCAAGCAACAGAAACCAAGACUACAUGGCACCAUCGGAGCCCAAUUCUCCCACCAAAACAAACAUGGAAUAUCCAAACACACCAGAAAAGCAAGAUCUAGUUUCAAAAUCAUAUUUGAUCAUGAUGCUGGAGGACUUCAAGAAAGACGUGAAGAACUCCCUUAGAGAACAAGUAGAAGCCUACAGAGAGGAAUCGCAAAAAUGCCUGAAAGAAUUCCAGGAAAACAUAAAUAAACAAGUAGAAACCCAUAGAGAGGAGACACAAAAAUCCCUGAAAGAAUUCCAGGAAAACACAAUCAAACAGUUGAAGGAAUUAAAAAUGGAAAUAGAAGCAAUCAAGAAAGAACACAUGGAAACAACCCUGGAUAUAGAAAAUCAAAAGAAGAGACAAGGAGCUGUAGAUACAAGCUUCACCAACAGAAUACAAGAGAUGGAAGAGAGAAUCUCCGGAGCAGAAGAUUCCAUAGAAAUCAUUGACUCAACUGUCAAAGAUAAUGUAAAGCAGAAAAAGCUACUGGUCCAAAACAUACAGGAAAUCCAGGACUCAAUGAGAAGAUCAAACCUAAGGAUAAUAGGUAUAGAAGAGAGUGAAGACUCCCAGCUCAAAGGACCAGUAAAUAUCUUCAACAAAAUCAUAGAAGAAAACUUCCCUAACCUAAAAAAAGAGUUACCCAUAGGCAUACAAGAAGCCUACAGAACUCCAAAUAGAUUGGACCAGAAAAGAAACACUUCCCGUCACAUAAUAGUCAAAACACCAAACGCACAAAAUAAGAAAGAAUAUUAAAAGCAGUAAGGGAAAAAGGUCAAGUAACAUAUAAAGGCAGACCUAUCAGAAUCACACCAGACUUUUCGCCAGAAAUUAUGAAGGCCAGAAGAUCCUGGACAGAUGUCAUACAGACCCUAAGAGAACACAAAUGCUAGCCCAGGUUACUGUAUCCUGCAAAACUCUCAAUUAACAUAGAUGGAGAAACCAAGAUAUUCCAUGACAAAACCAAAUUUACACAAUAUCUUUCUACAAAUCCAGCACUACAAAGGAUAAUAAAGGGUAAAGCCCAACAUAAGGAGGCAAGCUAUACCCUAGAAGAAGCAAGAAACUAAUCGUCUUGGCAACAAAACAAAGAGAAGAAAAGCACACAAACAUAACCUCACAUCCAAAUAUGAAUAUAACAGGAAGCAAUAAUCACUAUUCCUUAAUACCUCUCAACAUCAAUGGCCUGAACUCCCCAAUAAAAAGACAUAGAUUAACAAACUGGAUAAGCAACGAGGACCCUGCAUUCUGCUGCCUUCAGGAAACACACCUCAGAGACAAAGACAGACACUACCUCAGAGUGAAAGGCUAGAAAACAACUUUCCAAGCAAAUGGUCAGAAGAAGCAAGCUGGAGUAGCCAUUCUAAUAUCAAAUAAAAUCAAUUUUCAAUUAAAAGUCAUCAAAAAAGAUAAGGAAGGACACUUCAUAUUCAUCAAAGGAAAAAUCCACCAAGAUGAACUCUCAAUCCUAAAUAUCUAUGCCCCAAAUACAAGGGCACCUACAUACGUAAAAGAAACCUUACUAAAGCUCAAAACACACAUUGCACCUCACACAAUAAUAGUGGGAGAUUUCAACACCCCACUCUCAUCAAUGGACAGAUCAUGGAAACAGAAAUUAAACAGAGACGUAGACUAAGAGAAGUCAUGAGCCAAAUGGACUUAACAGAUAUUUAUAGAACAUUCUAUCUUAAAGCAAAAGGAUAUACCUUCUUCUCAGCUCCUCAUGGUACUUUCUCCAAAAUUGACCAUAUAGUUGGUCAAAAAACGGGCCUCAACAGGUACAGAAAGAUAGAAAUAAUCCCAUGCGUGCUAUCAGACCACCACGGCCUAAAACUGGUCUUCAAUAACAAUAAGGGAAGAAUGCCCACAUAUACGUGGAAAUUGAACAAUGCUCUACUCAAUGAUAACCUAGUCAAGGAAGAAAUAAAGAAAGAAAUUAAAAACUUUUUAGAAUUUAAUGAAAAUGAAGGUACAACCUACCCAAACUUAUGGGAUACAAUGAAAGCUGUGCUAAGAGGAAAACUCAUAGCGCUGUGUGCCUGCAGAAAGAAACAGGAAAGAGCAUAUGUCAGCAGCUUGACAGCACACCUAAAAGCUCUAGAGCAAAAAGAAGCAAAUACACCCAGGAGGAGUAGAAGGCAGGAAAUAAUCAAACUCAGAGCUGAAAUCAACCAAGUAGAAACAAAAAGAACCAUAGAAAGAAUCAACAGAACCAAAAGUUCAUUCUUUGAGAAAAUCAACAAGAUAGAUAAACCCUUAGCCAGACUAACGAGAGGACCCAGAGAGUGUGUCCAAAUUAACAAAAUCAGAAAUGAAAAGUUAGACAUAACUACAGAUUCAGAGGAAAUUCAAAAAAUCAUCAGAUCUUACUAUAAAAGCCUAUAUUCAACAAAACUUGAAAAUCUACAGGAAAUGGACAAUUUCCUAGACAAAUACCAGGUACCGAAGUUAAAUCAGGAACAGAUAAACCAGUUAAACAACCCCAUAACUCCUAAGGAAAUAGAAGCAGUCAUUAAAGGUCUCCCAACCAAAAAGAGCCCAGGUCCAGACGGGUUUAGUGCAGAAUUCUAUCAAACCUUCAUAGAAGACCUCAUACCAAUAUUAUCCAAACUAUUCCACAAAAUAAAAGCCUCACCAAUGGAGGAAAAGACAUCAUAAAUAGAAAGACAAAGAAAGUCACUGUAGAAUUAGGAGAAUUGAAUGGUACCUGGCAUGUUCUCUUAUUACUUUGGAUUAAAGCUAGAUAUCGACAAGAUCAGAAAUUGUAUAAAACAUACAAAUGUGAAAGCCUAUAACAUACCCCAACCUAUGGGACUCAAGGCAGUAAUAAGAGGCAAGGUCAUAACCCUACGUACGCACUUGUAUCAAAAACUAGCAGAUUCCUUAUUGAUAACAUUGCACUUGAAAGCUUUAUAUGCACAAGAAGAAAUAAUACCCAAAAGAAGAUGAAAAAUACAUAAUUAAAUUCCACUAAAUGAAUGAAAUAUAAACAGACAAGAGAAUCAUAAAAUGAGGAGUUGUUUCAUUGAAAGGAAUUCAAUGAAAUUGAUAAGCCUUUAGCAAAAAAAAAAUGAAAAACAAAAAACCCAGAAAGGAUCCAAAUUAAUAAAGUCAGUACUCAAAGGAGGGACAUUAAAAGAGACACUAAGGAAAUUCAGAGAAUAUUAAGAACAUAUUUUAAAAAUUAUAUGUUCCACAAAACUAAAAAAACUCUAGAAAAAUAAAUGGAUUUAUUGAUAAACAUGACCUACAUUAUUAAAAUCAAGUUGAAGUAAACAUUUUAAACAGCCCCAUAACUCCUAUUGAUAUAGAAACAGUAAUUAAAAUUCUGCCAACCAAUAAAAACCGAAGCGAGAUAGACUCAAUACAGACUAGUAUCAUUGAAAGAACAACAUCAAUACUCCUUAAAUUAUUCCAGGGAAUGGAAAUGAGAACAUCUUCUAUGUCUUUAAUGAAGCAAAUAUGACCUUGACACUAAAGCCAUACAAAGAUCCAACAAAACAAGAAAAUUAUAGAACAAUUAUAGAACAUAUAACAUAGAAAAUUAUAGAACAACCUUCUGAGUACGGAUGGGAAAAUUCUCAAAUAUUCACAAACCACAUUCGAAAAAUUAUCCACUAUGAUCAGACUGGUUUCAUGCCAGAGAUAAGAGAAUGGUUCAACAUAGAUAAAUCAGCAAAUCUAGCCUAACACAUAAACAGGCUGAAAAGCAGAAACCACAUGAUUUUGUCAUUAGGGAAAAAAAAAACCCUUAACAAAAUCCAAUACCUCUUCAGGUUAAUAUUUUGGUAAGACUAGGUAUAGAAGGGACAUAUCUGAACAUAAUGAAGGCUAUUGUAGCAAACUUAUAGCAAUAUAAUUUUUAAUAGACAUAAAUACAGCACACUUCCAGUAGAAUAUAACAGGUAUGUCCAUUUUCUCAUACUUAUUAAAUAGAGUAAUUGACAUAUUUGCAAUAGUAAUAAGACAACUAUAGGAGAACAAAACAAUACAAAUAGGAAAAGAAGAAGUAAUAUCUUUAUUUGCAGAUAUUAUUUUGUUCACACAAGACCCAUCAGGAAAUUACAGUUGAUAAUAAUUACUUCAAGCAAAGUAGAAGGAUACAAAAUUAAUACACCAAAUUUUUCUAUUACAAGAGUUGUAUAUGCAAAUGACAAUCAUAUUGAGAAAGAAAUUAAGAAAAUGUUACCUUUCAGAGUAGCCUCAAAAGUAUAUAUUGAUAUAAAUCUAUCCAAGCAAGUCAUAGAUUGUAUAAUGACAACUUUAAAGAAUUGAAGAAACUGAAGAUAUCAGAAGAGGGAAGGACCUACCAAGGGCAUAAGUUGAUAGGAUUAAUAAUGCAACAUUGAGCAUCAUACAAAAACAAUCUAUAUAGUCAAUGAGAUUCUGAGGAAACUCCAGAAAAAUGAACAGAAAUUGAUUUUAAAAAUCUUUUUUUAUGUUCAUAGCACCUUUAUUUGUAAUAGCCAGAAACUGGAAACAACCCAGAUGUCCCUCAAAUGAACAAUGGAUAAAGAAAAUGUGGUACACUUACACAGUGAAAUACUGCUCAGCUAUUAAAAACAAAAACAUCCUAAAAUUUGCAGGCUAGAUUUUAAAAAUCUUAAAUAUUAUAUAGAUGCACUAAAAUUCCAGGUAUCUGAAGUCACAAUGUGGGAAAUUAGAAAGAUGAAGUAAAGAUUUAAUAAUUUAACUAAUUAAAAGUGGGUGGUAAGCAUGGACAGUCCCAUGGCUCCAGCUGCAUAUGUAGCAGAGGAUGGCCUUGUUGGGCACCAGAGGGAGGAGAAGCCCUUGAUCCUGUGAAGUUUGGACCCCCCCCACCCCAGUGUAUGGGAAUUUCAGGGUGGGGAGGAGAG